This is a messenger RNA of Exaiptasia diaphana, 800 nucleotides long. RefSeq lists its product as uncharacterized. Lineage: Eukaryota; Metazoa; Cnidaria; Anthozoa; Actiniaria; Aiptasiidae. The record is from RefSeq and is a predicted model, not a curated record. The transcript is spliced from 3 exons. The coding region runs from base 128 to 511 and encodes 127 amino acids.
ACACGGUUAAGUUGUUUUAGACGCCCCAACUGACAAGCUACAGGAUCAAGACUACGAGAAGCACAUUUUAUAAUAACUGAUUACACUUGGCUGAAAAUCAAGGCAAUUGCUGUUUUAUGCAACUAAAAUGAAGCUAUCUUUGUUUGGCGUGGUUAUUCUUUGUCUGUUGAACUUUCAACCAGCUCUUGGCGUCAAAUGCAGGUUAUGUUGGCCGCCAAUGGACGAAGACGAAUGUAAAGCACAAGAAAAAAAGAUAGAAUGUCGACCUUGGAAGAAUUUAGGCUUUGAUGUCUGCAUUGAGGUCGAGUACCCAGGGAAUGGAACACUUGCAAGGACAUGCUACCCAAGCUAUAAGUGUGAAGGAGCCAAGGAAUGGUGCCGUCGAUAUGGUCCUUGUAYUGUUAAGUGCUGUAAAGGAAAUCUUUGYAAUGGUGGAAAACCAAUCAAAUUUGCUGGUCACCUGCUCUUGCCUGUCAUCCUCACCUCAAUAGCGGSCAUACUUCAUCUAUAAGAUCAGUCUUUCUCUUUUCAUUUAAAAAAUUUGGAUAAAGACGUAUAUAUAUUUUUGAACAAUAUCGUUUUAGUCAAGGAAAAUAAGAACGUUUUGUGCGCUCAUUUAUUAAAGAAUUGUACUUUUUAUAGUAUAAGAUUUCUUAUAAAAAAAAGCAAACACACGCAUAUCUUCAGAGACGGAAUCAUAAGCUUUUUUUAUUCGCUUUAUUAGAAAUAUUUAAUUAUAAGUUCUGUAAAUUUGUUUAAAUUUGCAUAAUCAGCGAAUAGACCGACUUGAAUGCACUCUA